Molecule: messenger RNA, 3765 nt
Organism: Puccinia graminis f. sp. tritici CRL 75-36-700-3
Lineage: Eukaryota; Fungi; Basidiomycota; Pucciniomycetes; Pucciniales; Pucciniaceae
Exons: 14
Coding region: 1-3765 (1254 amino acids)
Source: RefSeq, a predicted model, not a curated record
AUGUUUCAAAGCUCCUCUGCUGACGAUGUUGUUGUUAAUCCUUACCACAUGAUCGUGUUUGACCGGAUCGAACGACGUAACUUCCUACGCAAUACCAGGCGAUUCAACUCUGACGAUCCUGUUUCAGGCGGGAUACCCAAGAGGGGAGGCUAUUUCGAAACAGUACCACGUGCAGGACGGACCAAGUCGAAGGCUUCCUCGACUGUUUCUUCAGCUACUCGUCCACCACAGCCUGCGCCCCAAGAUGAACCGAUCGCCGAAGUUGUACCUCCAGAUCCCGGUCCAUCUGAAGAAGUAGCUAGGAUUGAACGCGAAAAACAAAUCAUCGCUGAAGAAAAAUUGAGGAUUGAAGAGAUGAAUCGUCAGGCUCAACAAACCCUUGAACACGCCGAAAUGAUCAGACAAAAAGUCACUGAAGCUCAGGAACUCAAUGCCUUGGCAGCUGAAAAGGAAGCAGAGCAGAGGCUUUUACAUCAACAGGCAAUCGAGGAAGAAAAGCAGCAAUUGCUCUUCGAGGCUGAUCGGAGGCUGCAGCAGUUACGCGAAGAGGUGGCCGUAGUUAAGCAAAAGCAUGAGGCAGAGCUGGAACUUUGGAAAGAGCGCCAAGAACGGACUUUGGCACUAGAGAGCGAGGCCGAGGCUAGAGCCAAGGCGCGAGAAGCUGCAGAAGAAGCUAGGGCCAGCCAGCGCGAACGUGAGCUUAUUCAGGAGCGCGCCGAUGCCUUGGAACGGCUGAAGCAAGAAGCGAUCGAAGAAUACAAACGGACGCAUGAGGAGCUUAGACGCGCUCAAGAGGAGCAGUUGCGUAAAGAGUUGGAAGAUGCAAGGCAAAAGAUUCUUGAAGAAAGUGCCGCACGGAAAGCUUCCCUUGAAGCAGAGAGGGAGGCCACCAUCCUGAAAUUGAAGGAAGAAGCACAGCUGGAAUAUCAGAAACAGCUCGAUUCUCAUCAUCAACUUGGAAAGGAAACGGCCGAAGCACUGAAAGAAGCCUCAGCCAAAGCAGCUGAAGAAUUCAAAGCACAAUCGCAAGAAGCGAUCAAGAAUCUACGCAGCAUUGCCAGUGACAGCUACCCGCGCUCUGAAAGAUCAGCCCUGCAAAAAUCCUCAGCCUGCAAAACCUCAUCUCCCCACCCAACCUCAGAUGGCAAAACUCCGUCUUCUCAUAAGGUCCGGGAAGACAAACCUAUAGCUCCCCAAACUCAACCCAGCGCCUCUGAGGAAGAGAUCCUGAAAAAACGGGAAGCGAUGCGUCAGAAAUUGCUCAUGGGCGUAUUCACCCCAACUGUGAGCCGCAUUCACGAGUGGGGCAUUCGAUCAGCUCCUGCGCCCUUUCCCGCCCUGGUGCCCUCACCUUCGACAUGGGGAUCACCUGCGAAUCGACAGCGCGCCAAUUCGGUGGGACAAGCAAACUUGAGCACACCAUUCAUUCCCGGCUCGGCCAUGGGUACCCAUUUAAAUCCCCAACAGAUUGCACCCUUAAGAGGUGGUUAUACCCAAGACGGAUAUUCUCGACCGGGCAACCCCUCACACCCUUCGCGCAGAGACCUCUACUGCAAUCCUUCGACCGCUCAGACUGUCAAUCGAAUGUCCGCCAUCGUUCACGCCUCGCCCGCCCCUCCUCCCGCUGCAUCAACUAACAGUCCUAAUGAUCUCUGGGGAGCCUCUAAUAGUAACAAUCUUAAGCCCAAUAAAAUUGCUUAUCAUGCCCCAAUGAAAGAGCCCGUUAAACGCGAACAACAGUUCAAAUAUACCGGUGGCUCGAAAGAACCAUAUUAUCCUUUUGAUGAUUCCGCACUGCCAGUAACGACAAUGUCUACGAUACGAGGAUUCAGGGUUGCCGCUGUCUAUGGUCACGUGCAGGGGGUGGCAUUGAGAAAUUCGGCAAAAGACCUAAACGAAGUCACGCUCACGCAAGAGCGCGAUCAAGCGACGCUUGCCAUGUGGCGCCAGGCCGAAAGGAAGGGCGCUAACUUCGUGAUCGGUCUUAAGUUCCAAAACACCUUCAUCUCGCUUUCUUUAACCGAGAUAUUAGCUACGGGAACGGCUGUUCACAUGGUCCCUUCAGUUCCGUCAAUAGUGUCACCUGCCGACGCCAACGAAAAUGCGGAACAAAAGCCAUUGCCUUCGAACAAACCAGGCAAAGCACCCAAAGGUACAGGUAUGGCGGGAGAAGCUCAAAAUACUAAGAACAAGAAUAAAGGUAAACGAAAUGAUGAACAAGCAAGUCAGAACACUGAUGACUCGAUCGGGAACGGUGGUUGGGGUGUACCGGCGACCGAGGCUGAAAGCACCGAUCAAGCCGACGAAGAUCUUGGAAACUCCCAAAACGAAUGCGUAGAUAAUUCUCAAAACGGGUGGGUAGAUUUCGGAGCCGAAACAAACGAUCCUCAGAAAAAGAAAAACGAGAAAAAGAAGCAAGCUUCCCAAAAAAAGCCGCAGAAUGAUCCAUCAACGGGAUGGAGCUGGAAUCAGGCACCUGAAGAGCAGGACGACAACAAUAAUGAUACCACCGACGCCGGUGAUUGGUCUAAUAACCCUACCGAUACUACCAAUGCCGGUGGUUGGUCAAAUGACUUUGAUACUACUACCACUGCACCGGGUGGAUGGCCCAGUAAUUCCAAUAGCAAUACCAACGCGGGUGGCUCAACAAAUGAGCCUAAAAAAGGUCAAAAGGGUAAAAAGGAUGGAGGAGAUGAAUCUCAGAAGAAGGGGAAUAAAGAGAGGGGAAAGCAAGCUCGAGGCAAUGCUGAAAAUCAUAGUUCAGCAGCUGCUGCUGCUGCCAAUGAUGAUGAUGGUUCAACGAAGCGGGGUAAGCAGCAGACAAAUCCUCAGAACAAAGGCGACAAACAAAGCAGGAAUGCACCGGAUGCUUAUGCUGGGAGUCCAGUGGCUCCGUUCCCAGGCAGCUAUGGACACAUGCAUCCGGGCGCCAUGAUGAACCGGCCUCAGCAGCAGCUGGAGUGGUCUCACCCGUCGAACCUGCCGCUUGUACAUUCCAGCAAACCUUGGCCUCACCCAGGCCCUCCUGGACCUGACUAUGGCGAUCCGCGAGCCAUGUACUCCUAUCGACCGGGCCCUGGAUAUGAGCAAGAGUUCUGGAACCGACGCGCCCCCGGGCUCGAUUUCCAUCCGAUGUACCACAACUACCCCCCUCCUUUCCCGAUGCCCGCACCUGUCCCGGCACUCCAAUAUCCUUAUGAACACAGUCAACGGCCUCCCAUGCGUGUCGAAUGGGAAGCACCAGCCGGCGAUCGCAACGGCUAUCAACACCCUGGUGGCGACCCUCAUCCUUCAAGAAGUCCGAAUAAACCAAACGGCAAUCAAUGGAACUCGGCUCCCCCCGCCAAACCCGCAAACGACGAAUGGGCUAACUCUAACAACAGCCAUUCUGAGCCCAACUCUACCUCUUGGAGUGGUGAGCCAUCGAAUGACGAAAGCCAAGGCUCUCAGAACAACCCCAACAAGAAUCCGAAUUCGAAGGGUAAGGGUAAGGUUAAAAAUCAAACAUCUAAGAAAGGAGGAGGCCCACCUCCUCAACCGGAAGACGACAAUUCAUGGACUGGCUGGAAUGGCAACGCUGGAUUUGGAAAUGAUGAUUCAAAUCAACAAACAAACGACUCGCAAAGCAGCUGGAACACAAACACCAAUGGCGAGACAGGCGGCUGGAACACGAACAAGGGCGAAAGUAAGAAGGCUGGUGGAAGUCAAGGACCCAACAAUUCAAACAAUCAACGCGACUCUCGUCGACAAAAGGUGGGAUGUUAA